ACAAAGCGAAUUGCUAACCCUUCCCCCGCCGCCAGUUAAAGUUUCAAAAGUAAAAAAGAUCUGCCGAGUGAACACGUGACGAUUCGACUGAGUCAAUCAUUUUCUGAGUUCCUUAAUAAUUUCGUAGAUUAUAGUUCCGCCAUGAGUUUAAGUUUUCUGUGUGAAGAGACAUCUUGGUCUAAACAUGUCUUUUUGCCACUGAACGAUUUAAUUAAGGCUACUUUGGAAAAACAAGAUUUCCUCAACCAACUCGAAUCAUUGAUUACACUUUCAGUCAGGUUGAUUAGAAAAGAAAUUGCUAAUGUUGAAUCCCUGCCAAAUAUCAACACAUUUGUGAAUUUACUCGAAGAGUUUGUUUUUAACUUGAAUGAAAUUCAUGCGUCUUCAGAUAAGGCAUUACCUGAUUUUGAUGUUAAAAUAACACCACUGAUUUAUACAUAUGCUGAAUUAGUAGUAGUUCAGUCGAGACUCGGUGACUGUCAGAGGGAAUAUGAGGUGAAACUAGUUAGAUUUCUAAAUAGUUUGCCAAUACACCCAACUCUUCACAUCACUCCAUGCCAUCGCACAGCAGCAUUCUUGACCAGGGUGCUUUCUGAUGAAAUUUCAGAAGAACCAGCCAUCCAAACACCUGAAGACUCCAAUAAUGAGAAAUUGGAGACAAAUGUGAAUCCACCAGAAAAAAAUGAAAUCAAAGAAGUUGAAUGCUGCAGUGAAAAUGUUACAAAGAAGGAUGGAGACCUGAAAGAAGCUGAUGAAAUUCAUGAUGAACCCUCAGUUAUACCAGAAACACCUAUGAAGUCAUUAGAGCCGACAUGCGUUGGAGUGGCAGCCAUACGCGGGAUCGUUCCUUUUUCUUCCGGAUCCUUUUUUUCAUUGACUCCUCCCAUUACCGAGUCCACUGACGUUUGCUUAUCUGUAAACGAUCAGGUGGAAAAUCCAGCCAAUUUUCCAACUCCGUCACGCGCUCCUCCGCUAAUUGAAUUUCAAAAAGUUCUUCGAGAGCGCUUUCCUACGCCCUUUAUCACUCCAACCGAGAAAAAGGCGCGUCGAGAUGUCAUACGAACCCUACGAUCUCAUCGUCGACCUCAGCUUUCAUCUUGGAAUGUCGUUGAGACCAGAUCCCCCGCUCGCUCCUGUAACUUACGGAAACAGUUGUUUGUCGAUACUGAUUCACUUUCUAACUCUGCAAAUUCAUCGAGUCCAUUGGCCCUGUACCUUUCUCCUGAUACUGAAAAAGAUACUCCCAAAUUCUCUUCGCCCGAUGGCUCAUCACCUGCCUCAUCUAGAAAAUCUUCUAGGAAAAUUUCCACGUCAGAAAAUAAAAAAACUAAAUCCCCCGUCAAUGAAAAUAAUGAAGAAAGUUACACUGAAUUGAAGAAGUCGAUCGAAGGCAACCUAAUGGGAUGCGAGGCAAGCCUGUCAGAUGUUGAGCUAAUGGAUGAGAUUGAGUCGAGCAUUAAUAUGGACAAUGAUGUCAUUUUUGUUGAAUCGACAUAUAAAACAGAUGAUCAUGCGGAAAUUGAAUUUAUUAUCCCGGAAUCAUUUCCUGUAAUCUAUCAGGAUGCCAAACUUGAUGAAUCAUCGAAAUCAUCUAAUCAUUCUGCCAACAAGAAAACACUAAGUCGAUCAUCACAGGAAGAACGUAGAAGAAGCUCACGAUUAGCUGGUAUACCUUUACCUCUAAUAUACUCAACUGAACCACUGCCAGACUGUCGAAGGUCGAUCACCUCUAAAAGAACACCACUUCAGCAACUCACUUCUUCAAAAGAAAACGAAGUUCUAUCCUCUUCUAAGAAGAAACUGCGGGUUGAAUCUGUUGAUGACCUACCGAUACAGCCAAUUACGAAAGAAACACCAAUUGCGGAAGCAACUCCUCCUUCUCAACUGGAUGAUCGUCGACAGAUGGCGAGUUGGAAACAGGUUCGUUUGCAAAUUCCACCUUGCUGGGCCGAUCUUAUUGAAAACCACAUCAAAGAAAAUCAUCCGGACGAGAAGCUCUGGUACCAAGAAGAAGCAUCUGCGCGCUGGCCAAUUGUUUAUUGCAAUUGUGCCCAAUCCAAGAGAGAUUAGAUUUCCCGCAAUCGCUGGCUUAAUCUUUUGUCAAAUAGAGAAAUCCUCUAUUGCAACAGAAGUGACAAGUAUAUAUAUUUUUUUUUUAAUAAUUCCAUAUCAAUUUUUUGCAACAGAAGUGUCAAUCUGCCACACCCCUAUUUGGUUCUGUGUUCAGUUUUAUUUUUUCGUUCUCCGUAUCCCAUAUUUCUUUUCGUAUAAGUUGAUAAACAAUGGGUCCAAUUAUAUUUUGGUUUACAUUCGGUUUAUUUCCAAUCCAGCAAUAAAACUCGUUCAAUUUC
Molecule: messenger RNA, 2351 nt
Organism: Daphnia pulicaria
Lineage: Eukaryota; Metazoa; Arthropoda; Branchiopoda; Diplostraca; Daphniidae
Exons: 5
Coding region: 142-2070 (642 amino acids)
Source: RefSeq, a predicted model, not a curated record